AUUGACAAGGCCGUGGGAUCGGAUUCAAGAGUAACUGUGGACAACGGCAAUGAGGAGGAGGAGGGGUGAAACGGGCAACUAAACAUCGGUAUAAGUGUGCUUAGAUCACGUGGUGUCGCCACUCGAGGGCAGAGCUGCACUAGUAUUGCACCAGCUAAGUGAUCCCGUUGUAGACAAGGUUUUAAUCUGAAAAGUUGCCAUGCCGUGCAGGUCAUCACUGGUGUGCUUAGGACUGGUAUUCAUUAUUGCACUUACGUUUACGAGAGGUUCAGCCCGAUCAUUCCAAGCCUCACUAGAUCAAAGAGAGCGACAGGAUAUUAUGGUGUUAGCGGCGAGAAUCAUAAAAAUUGCUAUGUCAGCGUCUUCUUCCUCCAAUGAUGUGAUGGAUAAACGUAAUGCAGGGACAAUCGACUCCUUGUACAAUUUACCUGACUUAUUCGCUGCCGGAAGAUGAAUGUCAAUUUACUAUGGUUGAAUUGUUGAUUCCGUCGCCAUGCAUUAAAUCUGUUGUACAG
This is a messenger RNA of Mizuhopecten yessoensis (Yesso scallop), 515 nucleotides long. RefSeq names its product cerebrin prohormone-like. The transcript has 3 exons. NCBI's taxonomy places the organism in Eukaryota, Metazoa, Mollusca, Bivalvia, Pectinida, Pectinidae. The record is from RefSeq and is a predicted model, not a curated record. Bases 200 to 454 code for a protein of 84 amino acids.